UUGCGACUCCACUUCCGUUUGCACUCCGUCCCAGUUCGCCUUCGGCUAUCCAUCCAAGCCUCUUUUCCUUCGCUCCUCCGAUUGACGAUUGAGGUCUGAUUCGUCUUGUCUUCUUACCACCACGAUACACCACACAUCGCUCGCUCGCUCGCUGCGUAACACCCAGACAUCAAGAACCAGAACAAGAGCUUCAGAGAGAAAGAACGAAAGACAGAAAGACAGACAUGGCACCAGCAGCGAUCUACGAUUCCCCCGUCGCAGCAGAGCAGUACCACCCCGCACCCGUCCUCGCGGCCGUGCCAGUCACAGUCAAAGGCGCGGCGCUCGCUAUCGGUUCGCUCAGCACGGCUGGGGAUGGGAAGUAUCAGAGCCUUGUGUCGGAUCUGGAGGGGUCGAGGCAGGUGGAUAGGCAGAUGUUGGAUAGGUUGUUGGAUGGAGCCACCGUGCUCUCCCCGGGAGCCUAUUCGUCCGUUCACGUCACGCUCUCCCCACCGGAAUACGAAGGCCUGAAACCGAAAAUCUCAGAGCUCCUCACACAGCUCCUCGACGGCCUUUCCCCACUCGGAACGCUCCACCUCCUCAACCUGACUUCAUCCCUCCUCGACCUGCCCUCCGAGCUCACCCUCGCGGGCUUUAACGUCCUUUCUGCGAUUCCGGUCGAAGGGACGGUCAUCGCGCAGAAACCGGCACAUAUACCCGGCGUUGCGUUUUCGCUCAAAACGAAGUCUUCGAUGGCCGCCGCCGCUGCUGCCUCUACGACUGCUACGACUACUGCUACUCUCAAUUCAAAGACGUCCCCAGCACCGCUCGCCCUUCGACGUCGAAUCGACCCCGAGCGCAAGGCGUCAAAGAAAGCGCUCUGGACACUGACCUCCUCCCCCUCCACACCCUCCAUCGACGCCAACCAACUCCUCACCGAAGCCGACAAGAAACGUCCCGAGGCAUGCGAGCCCGUCUCCAAAGGCUCUGCGGCGAACGGUGGGCCCCGCCGCAAGAAGGCGUGCAAGAACUGCACGUGUGGGCUCGCGGAGCUCGAGGCGGAGGAGCUCAGGUCGAGCAAGGUCGUGAUGCUGGAUGGGAUUGUGGAUGGGGAGGCGAAGGAGGUGGAGCGAGAGCAGGCGGAGAGGGAGAGGUUGGCGGGGGCGGCGAGGGCGGCGCCGAAGGCGACGUCGAGCUGUGGGAGUUGUUUUUUGGGGGAUGCGUUUAGGUGUGCGAGUUGCCCGUAUCUUGGUCUUCCCGCUUUCAAGCCUGGCGAGAAGGUGGAGAUUGAUUUCGGGAUGGAUGAUAUCUGAGCUCACGGCACCGAGUCGCUCCACGCUCUCUCGCCACAUAGCCAGGCGAGGCUCGCAACCUUCGUGCCAGCCGUCGACUCUAUUCACAUGAGUUUAGGCUUUAGGCUUAGGGAAGGGGUUGUAUGUAUUAUCUCUUACCUUCUUAGCGACCAUUUUCAUGGUCGCACUUCCAUCAUCUUUCUGUGUGUUGUUAGUUAGUUAGUUAGACUCGCAAUUGUGGAGGGAGGGAGGGUAGGUGGUGGAGGCGUUGGGAACGUUGCAUUAAUUUUUGCUGAUUUUUGUUGUACUCUUUUCAUCAUCUCAUCAUCAUUUAUCACCAUCAUCCAUCCAUUUCUUCUUUGAUUUUUUGUGACACCUUUUAUGACCGCCGAGUGGAUCGGGAUCAGAGAUAUAAAUACUAAGUGAGAAGUUU
Molecule: messenger RNA, 1704 nt
Organism: Stereum hirsutum FP-91666 SS1
Lineage: Eukaryota; Fungi; Basidiomycota; Agaricomycetes; Russulales; Stereaceae
Product: DUF689-domain-containing protein
Exons: 3
Coding region: 225-1292 (355 amino acids)
Biological process (GO): iron-sulfur cluster assembly
Cellular component (GO): cytoplasm
Molecular function (GO): iron-sulfur cluster binding
Source: RefSeq, a predicted model, not a curated record